Messenger RNA from Amphibalanus amphitrite, 3498 nucleotides. RefSeq lists its product as uncharacterized. The record is from RefSeq and is a predicted model, not a curated record. The transcript has 8 exons. NCBI's taxonomy places the organism in Eukaryota, Metazoa, Arthropoda, Thecostraca, Balanomorpha, Balanidae. The coding region runs from base 1 to 3498 and encodes 1165 amino acids.
AUGAGGCACAGCCUCAAACGUCACAUCAAGCGCUGCCACGUUGACCUUUCCGUGGCCCAGUGGGUGUGCGGCGGCUGUGGUGCCCGGCUGCCGUACCACUUCUCCCGACACGGCUGCUUUGCGCAGCCGGCCGCUGCGGGCCCGGUGGCCAUGCCCCACCGCUGCUGGUGCGGCCGGAGCUUCACGACCCGGCGCGGCCUCACCAACCAUGCCCGCCUGUGCCGCCGCUCCCCCGUCCACGUGGACACGCCGUCCCUCCCGCUGACCGCUGGGACUGACCGACCGGUGGCAGGUGACGACGACCUCUCCCUGCCCCCGCUCACCCCUCCCGAGGCCCCCGUCCGCGGCUCGGCCUCUGACCCCGGCCCCGGCUCGCCUCGUUCGAACAUGUCGAGCCCGCAGGCCGACCGGCGCGGCUCCGACUCACCCCUCCUGCCCCCGUUCCCGCCCUCCCUGGAGGCCUGUCGGCGGUCGGAGAGUGGCAGUGAGCUGGACAUCACCCUGGAGACCCCUCCGCGGGCCCCCUCCCCCUCUGACUGGACCCUGCUGGAGGACCUGGCCGUCUCCUCCGACUCCGAGGCGGCCGUGACGGAGGACAGCCUGCCGCUGUCGCUGCGGCUGGCCGGCACCGACUCCCCUCCCCUCCCGGUGGCCGCUGACGCUCCGUCCCCCGACAGAGCCCCGACGCCGCCGCUGGAUCCGGCUCCGUCCUCCCCACUCUCCCCAGCUGACUGCCCGCCGCCCGACAGAGCCGAGACGCCGCCGCCGGACGCUGCUCCGCGCUCUGUCCCUGCUCCGGCCUCUGCCUCUGCUGCUGCUCGUGUGACGCCCGGUGACCUGCCGCGCGCCCCGCCCGGUGACCCCGCCGGCGCUGUAGCUGCGGUGCCCUUGGUGGCGGCCGCGGUCGUGGUCGUGGCCGUGGUGCCUCUCGCGGUCGUGGCCGAGGUGGUGCCUCCCGUGGCCGGGGUGGUGCUGCUGGUGCCCCCGCUGGUGACCCCGCUGGUGACCCUGACGGUGGUGCCGGUGGCGCAGGGCCCGGAGCCGACCGAGCUGCAGCAGGAGUUUCUCCCGGUACUGACCGCCCUGCAGGAGACCCGCGCCCCGUGGGAGGAGGUGGAGCGGCAGCUCACCCGGCUGUGCGCCGAGGCGGCCCGGCGUAACGCCGACUACCACGAGCGGCGCCGGCGCCCCGCCCCCUGGCGCCCCCCUAACGAGCGGCCGCCCGCUGACCGUCCCCCCGCCGCCCCUCCCGCCGGCGAGCCCCGUCCCCCUCCAGCGGAGCAGGAGCCGGAGCCGGCCGAGGACCACCGGCGGCCCUGGCAGCCGCCGGCCUACGCGGCAGAGGAGGCCAGUCGGCUGCAAAAGUUGUACCGCGCCAACAGGGACAAGGCGGUGCGGCAGGUGCUGCGGGAGGAGACGCCCCCGUGCCCCGUGCCCGGCGAGCAGCUGGCGGCCCACUUUGCCCCUCCUCCCUGCCCCCCUGUGGAGUGGGACCGGCGGCCGCAGGAGGUCCCUGACCUGACCCCCGCCGCCCCCUCCCCGGCUCUGACCGCCCCGUUCCGAGCCGACGAGGUGUGGGGCCGUCUCCGGCGGGCGGCCAACACCGCCCCCGGCCCUGACGGGCUGCGCUACGCCGCCUGGCGCGCGCUUGACCCCGGUGCGCUGCUCCUGACCCGGGCUUUCGAGCUGUGCCGGCUGGCGCGUCGCGUCCCGCCCACCUGGCUGGAGUCGGAGACGGUGCUGCUGCACAAGGGAGGUGACCCGACCCGGCCCGACAGCUGGCGGCCGAUCGCCCUCGGCGCCACUGUCGCCAAGCUGUACGCCGGUGUGUGGGCCGACCGUCUGUCCGGGUGGGUGGAGGCCGCUGACCUCCUCUCCACAGGCCAGAAGGGUUUCCGGCCAUUCGACGGCGUGCUGGAGCACAACUUUGUGCUCCAGAGCGCCAUCAACAGCGCCCGGGAGGACGGGACGGAGGCCCACGUGGCCUUUAUCGACCUGGCCAACGCGUUUGGCUCGGUCCCCCACAGCCUCCUUUGGCAGGUGCUGCAGCGGGUCGGUGUGCCGGAGGAGGUCGUGGCGGUGGUACAGGGCCUGUACGAGGGCAGCGCCACCCGGUACCGGGCCGGGGACGGCCUGACUGCGCCGGUGGCGUGCCAGCGCGGCGUGCGGCAGGGGUGCCCCCUCAGCGGUAUCCUCUUUUCCCUCGCCCUGGAGCCGCUGCUGCGGGCCCUCGCCGCCGCGCAGGUGCGCUGCCUGGCCUACGCUGACGACCUGGCUCUGAUUUUCAGCCGACGCAGCGAGGUGCAGGACGGCCUGGCGCUGCUGGAGCGCGUGUGCGCCUGGGCGGGGCUGACCCCCAAUCCGGGGAAGUCGGCCCUGCUCUCCGUCGGCGCCCCCUCCCCGCCCGCCACCCUGUGCGGUGCCCCUCUGCCCCUCAUUGACAGGGACGGGGCCUACAGGUACCUCGGCCGACCCGUCGGGCACACCCGCCUGACCCAGCCGCCCCUGCAGGUGGUGGCGGAGGCGCGCCGUGACGCCGCCCGCCUCCUGGGGUCGCCCCUGGCCCCGUGGCAGAAGCUGGACGCCGUGAGGGCGUUCAUCGCCCCACGGCUGACCCACUGCCUGCGGCUGGGGGUGAUCCCCAAGGGCGCCCUGGCGGCGUUUGACAGGUCCUUGCGGUGGCGUGUCAAAGGAGUUCUGAACUUGCCUGUCAACGCCACCAACAGGUACCUCUACAGCCCGACUAAGGCCGGUGGGGUCGGACUGACCCACUUUUCCCAGGAGGCGGACAUCCUGCUGGCGGCGGCCACCCAGCGCCUCCUCCAUUCCCAGGACCCGGCGGUGGGGGAGGCGGACGUGGAGCCGCGGCGCGAGUCGCGCGCGCUCCGUGAGGCGGUCCGCCAGACCGAGCUCGCCGAGCUGACCCGCAUGCCCCAGCAGGGCAAGGUGCUGGCCUGUGUGGCGGACCAGCCGGCACACGCGGGGGCGUACCAGCUGCGGCACGACGCCAUCCUGGCCCGGCUGGAGCGCGCCACGCCUGUGUUUGCAGGAGAUGACGUGCGGGUGAACCGUCGCGUCCCCGGCAUUGACUCCGCCCUCCGCCCCGACCUGGUCGUGACCCGGGGCGACCACGUGUCACUGGUGGACGUCACCGUGGCGUUCGAAAACCGCCCCGAGGCCCUCCGCGCCGCCGCCGCUGACAAGGAGCGCAAGUACGCGCCCCUCGUACAGGAGCUGCGGCGGCGGGGCAAGACGGCCUCGGUCCACGCCCUCGUGCUGGGGUCCCUGGGGACGUGGGUGCGGGGGAACGAGAGGACGCUGCGUCAGCUGCGCGUGUCCCGCGUGUACGCCCGUCUAAUGCGUAAACUCAUGUGGCUGGUGGCUGCCCUCUCGGUGGCCGCCGUCAAGUGGCCGGUGGCCGCUCUGCUGAUGGCCGGUGGCCGCCCUCCCGGCGGCUGCCUUCAAGUGGCCGGUGGCCGCCCUGCGGAUGGCCGGUAG